Diabrotica virgifera virgifera (western corn rootworm) is the source of this 1315-nucleotide messenger RNA. RefSeq names its product testicular acid phosphatase homolog. Bases 61 to 1242 code for a protein of 393 amino acids. The transcript has 4 exons. Gene Ontology annotation, biological process: dephosphorylation. The record is from RefSeq and is a predicted model, not a curated record. NCBI's taxonomy places the organism in Eukaryota, Metazoa, Arthropoda, Insecta, Coleoptera, Chrysomelidae. Gene Ontology annotation, molecular function: phosphatase activity.
AGUAAAUCGGAAGACUAUAUAAAAUGCAAUUAUGAAUUAAAUCAGUAUGUUAUCUGUAAGAUGCAUCUCACAACCACAUUCGUUCUUCUAGUCUCAUUCAUACUUUUGGGGGUCCAUGCAGAGCUAAUAGCUGUGCUGCAGGUUUUUAGGCAUGGGCAACGUACACCCGGAUCUUUUUUCCCCAACGAUCCAUAUCGAGAUUCAUCAUAUUGGGGAGGAUUAGCUUCAGGAGCACUAACUAAUGAAGGAAAAAGAAUGCAUAUGAAACUAGGUCAAUAUACAAGAAGUAGAUACUCAAAUUUCAUCCCCAAAAAGUACGAUCCAUCCUUUUUUUAUGCCCAAACCACAGAUGUAGAUCGUACGCAUAUGUCUGCUCAGAGUAAUAUUUACGGUUUAUUUCCUAUAUCAACAUCGGAUCAGAAGUGGCAAAACAAAAUAGAUUGGCAACCCAUACCCAUUCACCCUCCUGAUAGCGCCGUUUUAUUUAGCUCUUUUUUCCCACCAAACUGUCCAGCAUACACCAAAACAUUAGCAGCUGUAAUAGGUAGCCCAGAAUUUACAAAGAUCGACUCAGAAAAUGCUGAACUAUAUAAAUAUUUAACGAAUAAUAGUGGAAGCAAUGUCACGGACAUAAUGAGCUUAUAUGGUAUAUGGGAUCCUUUAAAAGCAGAAAAUUCUGCUGGAUUAAGUUUACCAGCUUGGACUAAAUCUGUAUAUCCCGAGCCUCUUCGAACAAUGGCCGGAAAAUUUUUUGAAUUAUUUACACACACGACCACAAUGAAAAGACUAUGUAUUGGACCAUUUAUGAAUGAAGUUGUGACCUACUUGGAAUCAAUGGCAGCUGAUUCCAGCUCGUCCUAUAAGUACAAAAUGUACAGCGCACACGACACCAAUAUGGCAGCAAUUUUGAAUGCAUUUGGUGCUUUUAGUCCCAGUUUUCCUCCAGCAUUUGCAUCCACAAUUUAUAUAGAACUGCAUAAAGAAAACUGGCAAAACGUAGUUAAAGUGUUUAACAAAGACGGAGAUACUCUCAAACAGAUCAGCGUUAACGGAUGUGACUUAAGCUGUCCAUUAUCUAGCUUUAGGCAAGCUUUAAGUGAUAUUAUUGUUGAUGUUGAUACCAGGGAUGCGGAAUGCAGUAGUACAGAAGAGACUAAAGUUUUAUUAGGAAGUUCAGGCACAACUGGUAAUAAAUAUUCUGCAGCAGAACUUGAAGAAAAAUUUGCAGGUGUUAUGACCUAAAUUUAUGUUAUUCAGUUUAACUAAAAAGUCUGUAAAAUCGAUUAUAAAACUAAUAAACUUGAUAUAAGACUUA